This is a messenger RNA of Knipowitschia caucasica, 243 nucleotides long. NCBI's taxonomy places the organism in Eukaryota, Metazoa, Chordata, Actinopteri, Gobiiformes, Gobiidae. The record is from the annotation of a GenBank genome assembly.
AUGUGCUGCUGUGAGGAGUGGGAGGCUGUGGAUGUGGGGGGAGUGGGGGGAUGGGGGGGGUCUGCGCUGUGGUGCAUUGAGGAAGCCGCUUCAGCCGCCCUAGCGUCUGGCGAUCGCCCAAUCACGGUGCGGGAAAGCGGAGCCACUUCAGUUCAGUGUGUCAGGCAAGGAGAGGGGGUGAGGAGGGGGGAUGGGGGGAAGCAUGGGGGGAGGCAUGUGGGCGGGUUGUACAGGGGGAUGUAA